GAAUUCUAACCUACCAAACAUUUGAGUAUUAAUUCUAGAAAAAGUUAAUUUUUAAAAAUGGCCAUGUUUGGGGUCAUUGUUUCUGGGCGAUUAGUUCAAACAGAAUUUCAACCAAUAUCAGAAAGACAAUUUGUAACUACAAUUCAAGAUGCAGAUAAUAUUAAUCACAUCGUUGUUUUUUUAACUGGUGCAGUGCCUUUUCCCGAAGGAAUGGGUGGACAAGUUUAUUUUAGCUGGCCUGAUCCAAAUGCACCACCAAACUGGCAACCUUUAGGCUAUAUUUCCAACAGUAAACCAUCUGUUAUUUUUAAAGUAUCAAAUUUUAAGAAACUUGAGGAUUUGGGCCAGUUUUCAAACUUAAUGUUUGGACAAAGUCAUAUAGUUCAUAAUGCUCAACUAGGAAUAUCUGUUGAACCUCUCUCAAAUUUACAAGAAAUACCCUCUCCAAACAAUACUCUAUCAAAUUUAACAUUUGCCCAGAAAAUGUUGGAAAAUUUUAUGAAUUAUGUUCUUAGUUAUUCCAUAUCUCAAACAAAUAUGAUUCCAGACCCCACAGCAACCUAUGUACCUCUAUCAACUGUACAAAAUUGGUACACCAACUUUGAAAGAAGAUUGCAACAAAAUCCCAACUUUUGGAAAUCCUAACUUUACCUUGUAAAUAAGUAAAUAUAUUGUAUACACACCUACCUGCUGUUGAAUUAAAGGUUAAAUACAUAUUUUAGGUGUUUAUAAAAUAUUUCACACAAUAUUAAACAUUGUUUUGUCUUUUUUAAGAUUUUUUUGUAGAACUGCUUUUUUAUUAUGUCACCAUUGACAAAAAAC
Molecule: messenger RNA, 822 nt
Organism: Brassicogethes aeneus
Lineage: Eukaryota; Metazoa; Arthropoda; Insecta; Coleoptera; Nitidulidae
Source: the annotation of a GenBank genome assembly